This is a messenger RNA of Cutaneotrichosporon cavernicola, 501 nucleotides long. RefSeq lists its product as uncharacterized. Bases 1 to 501 code for a protein of 166 amino acids. The transcript is spliced from 2 exons. The record is from RefSeq and is a predicted model, not a curated record. Lineage: Eukaryota; Fungi; Basidiomycota; Tremellomycetes; Trichosporonales; Trichosporonaceae.
AUGAGGAACUCACCCCACUUCACCAAGAACACCCUCAUUCACAAUGUCGUCUGGUAUGGCUACGUCUGCUUAAAUUGCUCCCUCUCUUUCCGGGUGGCUGAGGCUAUCCCGCUCUUCAGCGACCUUCUGUCGCUGGUGGGUGCUUUUCUCUCGACGCUCCUCAGUCUGCAAGUGCCAUGUGUGUCUGAACGCGUAAACGAGCUAACCCUCAACACUGUCGAGGGUAUGAUGUACAUGUACCUGUACGACUGCUGCACCUACCAGGAGCCUCCCGCCGGUACUCUGAAGAGGAAGAUUGUUCACACCCUCAACAUGAUUAUGAUCGUCACGUCAGUCUUCUGCAUGAUCGCUGCCACGCACUCCGCCAUCGUAAUCAUCAAGGAGCAUGUCAAUGAUGACGCCACGACCAAGCCGUUCUGUUGGGCCGACAACUCAAAGUACCCUGGUUCGAACCACGCACAGGGCUGCUCAAUUGGAGGAAAGAAAAAGAACUCAACCUAG